Messenger RNA from Stegostoma tigrinum, 8119 nucleotides. It is a transcript of the gene quoa, whose product is annotated as pleckstrin homology domain-containing family G member 4B. Gene Ontology annotation, molecular function: guanyl-nucleotide exchange factor activity. The transcript is spliced from 24 exons. The record is from RefSeq and is a predicted model, not a curated record. NCBI's taxonomy places the organism in Eukaryota, Metazoa, Chordata, Chondrichthyes, Orectolobiformes, Stegostomatidae. Bases 804 to 5984 code for a protein of 1726 amino acids.
GCUCCGAAUUUAGUGCUGGAUAUUCCAGAAUUAACUAGGGCUUUAUACAGCUGUGGGGCACAAAGUUAGAGUCAGCCGUGUUCUGUGAAAGGGGCUUUGUGUUUGGACAAGCUGUAAACCUAUUUACAAUGUCGGGGAGAGAAUUUAGCACAUUUUUUCAGGCUCUGUGAGCACUAUAAAGCUCCCUGAGAGCAGCAGAGGCUCUCGUUCGAUAACAAGUGCAAAUCUGAGUUGCAAGAUGAAAGUUUCCUCUCAAUAAAGUGACAAAAAAUGAGCUUUUGUGUGAAUGGAGUAAGAAAACUAACUGAAUGGGAGAGCUUUCGCGGAACCAUUCGCAUUUGGAAACCUUUUAAGAACUAUGAACGAUCACCUCUGACUGGUACUUCAAUGUCUUUAGUGGAAAAGUGCAAUAAAAAAAAACUGGUAAACAGACUUGAAGUUUCGGGAAUCUCUGAAGAAGGAUUUCUUUUCCCAGACCUCCUCCAUUCCCUCCCCUUUUUUUUAAUCAGGCUACUUAUCCACUGAAGGAGUCACAUUCAUGAAUUGCUUCUCCAACUGCUAAUCACUUUUCUGAGUUCAACAGAGCUCUGAAUUCAUCGGGUCAUGCUGCAUUCUCCGAGCCUGCAGCUCUGAGAGACCUGACAGUGAUUGCAGUUGAAUGCAGAACUUUGAUCGUUAUGAGUGGGGAGUGUUGACCCUUAGCACAGGCAGGCAUGUUCUUCAGAAUACAGACGGUGGGGGCGGAUCGCACAUACUGAAACGAUGCUGUUAUUCGAUGGGAUAUCGGCUGCACUCUGAGGAAGAUGAAUUCAGAAUCGCUGGACACCUGUAUCCAACGCAUCCUCUCUGCCCUGUACCCUCCUUUUGAUGCCACUGCUCCCACAGUGCUCAGUCAGAUCUUCAGGGUCAUUGACACUGCAUACAAGGGGGAUGGACUCUGCUGUUUACUGGAUUUCCUAAUUCCGGCAAAACGUAUCCUGGAGAAUGUGCAACAAGAGGCUUGUGCUAGAUAUUCAAGCCUCCUGUUCCGUCACGAAGGCUGGCCACUGUGUCUCCAUGAGAAGGUAGUGAUACAAUUGGCAUCAUUCAACAUCUUUCUCCUGCGGCCUGGUGAUUUCUUUCUGCAGAUUCUACCUGUUGGAAGGCAGUCUGCUCGAAUUGUGCUAAAAUGCUUAGGCAAAGACCUCUGCAGUGUGGAGGAGAAGCUUGUACCUGAAGUAUCCUACACCAGUAUUUUUACAGUGGAAUGGUUGGGAAUGAUAAACAGUGAACGUUCUGGCACCCCACUGCACACUUGUCUGUUAGCCACAGAGAACGGGGUUGUGAAAGCGCUUUGGACUGAAAUAGUAAACCCGGAAUUUGUAACGAAAGUCAAAGCAACACCAGCAUCUGGGCUCAACACUUGUUUGGCAGAGGAAACUGAGAAUGACUACGAUUCCACGACGAUGACAUUGCAGACAGAUAUGGAAACUAAUAGCUUGUUUAACGCUCCCGAGCCAGAUUCUAAUAUUAAAGAUGAUAAAAAUAUUUCACCUAACUUGACUCAAUUAGAAGGUGCAAAAUGCUUGUGCCAUCAGCCUGUGAAAUUGGGAAAGGCCUCAAACUUGUGCGAGAUUUCCAGUGAAAAUGUUGAAGGGGAUUAUGUGGAUUUACUGAUGUUUCCUAAUGAAAGAUGUACUGAUGUGAACACUGUGCAGCCUCCCUUCAAGAACAGGGCAUCUUCAGUGGUUCCAAUGAAUGGCACAUGGGCAUGUGGAGGAUCUAUAAGGUUUGCCGCAGAACCCUGCACACCGUGCUUAAAUAGAAGGACAAAUAGUGAUUUAGAACACAAACAGAUUAAAUGCCGCUAUCGCGAAUCUUACAUAGAAGCUCUGCAAAACCCUCUGCAUUUUGGAUUCAGUUUGCAGGAGACAGAAUCUUCUAAAAAGAACAAGGUAGACACCUCAAUGAAUCAUAAACUUGACAAUAAUUUGAAAAGUCUGGCCUGCUGCAGACAAAAUCCGGAAUCUAAGAAUUCCAGGAAGAUGACUGCAGAUUCACCCAGGGAAACAAAUGAGGACCGACUAUUGGGGCACCCCAUUCCAUGUGCCACUUCAUCCAAGGAGCCAUAUCGCACUACGGCCAAAUGUGAUACUCAUUUAUGGUCACCACCUUCAGACAGUACCAACAGGCAUUCACUUCCUGAUGCUCAAAGAUCAUGCUUCCCAACUGGUGACACCACAUCCUCAGAAAUUGUGCCCAAUAGAAAAACUGCACAAGUGCCAAAAAAGUGUUCUGUCGGUUAUAUAUCUCCGAAAAUCCGCAGACAUAAAGCCCAGAGCAAAGACAUUAAUAAAGAGACUAGGAUUCAGCCAGAUGCUCUGGUCCCAGUGAGUCAAAGAGCUGAGGUAAUCUUACCAUCUCCUGGUACAAGUUUAACGACCAGUGACUCCUCCAUAUCAGAACAUCGGCAGAAGAAGUUCACGAUACGCUCUUUGGAUCUCAACAGUGAUUUGCUAUAUUCAGGAGCUGCUUUUUUACCAGGGAGCAGAGAUAAGGCAGGGAGAGCCGUGAUACAAGUCUGCAGUGAUAACAGGUUUCUGCAGAGUCCAAGCUGCACCAGUGAUGACCUUGUUGGGCUCCUCCUGUACUUGUACAACAUCCCCAGGAAGGAAGUUCGAGAUCUGGGAUUAACAAUCGUUAUAGAUGCUCGGAGGCGUCCACCCCAAUUUGCACUGUUUAAAGCUUUAGGAUUGCUUCAGGACUUUGCUCCCCAUUCCAUUCAUUGUGUGCUGAUAUUGACAGAGAAGGAGGCUACUCUCAAACUGGAGAAAUAUCCAAGAAUGUCUAUGGAAGUUUUGACUUCCUUGAAAGCUCUGAACAAGUUUAUUGACAACAACCAGCUGACUGAGAAUCUGGAGGGGACAUUUCCCUACAACCACUCUGAGUGGAUUCAAUUCCGUAUGAAGCUAGAUUUGUUUGUAACAAACUGCAGAGAAGUUUCCACAUUGUUGCUGGACACCAUUCAGACAUUUGAAUCGAACAAACCUGGAAACAGUGAACAGGAAGUUACUAAUUGCAUCAGUAAGCACAGAUUGAUGAUGAAACAUGUUCUGCAAGAUGCCCGGUUGGUUACUUUACAGUUGGAAGGUGGAGCAAUUCUUGCUAGACUCAAGAAAGAGGAAUCUCGAUUCAGCUCCUCUGAGGACUACAGGGACACCAUUGAUUCAGUGACAUCUCUGUACAAUAAGGUGGAGGAGAAUGUCCAUACUCUAGUGAUGAGGUCCAAUCAGUGUCUGCAGCAUCUUGAGUUCUUACAUGUUUUAAGGAGACUGGAGGACAAAUUCAAACAGCAAAACAACUGGCUAGUCUGUGAAGGUGAAUCAUAUUUGCAAGAUUUAGUUACAAAUGGAGAUUCGCUGAAUGCCAUGCAACAAGAGCAGUAUAACUUUUCUGGAAUCUUUACGCUGAUCACACAGGAAUACAAAAAGGGUUUGGAGCUAUUGAAAGAAGCAGACCAACUGGAUGGCUUUACAUAUCCUGAGUUUUCAGUGUUCAAAGAUAUGGUUGAAGAUUUCAAAGUACGGCUGACCAAUUUUCACAUUAGAGCUCAGAGGUGUCAAGCGGAAUUGGAGGCUCUCGUUAAUUUGUACAGCUACUGUAAUAAGGCUACAGCAUUGGCAGACGAUUGUAAAUAUUACUUGAACCAGUUGGGAAUGUGCAAUGAAGCAAUGUUGGAGCACCUCGAGAGUUAUCAUCAGAGGUUUACAGAGUUCUCUGCAGAACGAUUUCAGCAGAUGAAGAGUGAGGUUCAUAGCCUAAACAGUACUAAAGGGAUGAAGAUGUGGAAUGUAACCUGGCUGAAAUGUCAGGAGGUCAGGCAACUCCUUGAGGAGAAACUGGAAUUUUGUCAGAAAAUCCUAAAAUCCAACAGCCUCUCUUCAUCAGACAUUAGUGGAGAGUCAAAGAGGACUGAUCAGAAUUACAGUAAGGAUACAGUGAUAAAUACCUCCUGCGUGUGUGGCAGCCCAAGGACUGGAGAUGAUUUAAUCCAGCAGAAAAAGGACAAGUCAUUCAGGAACAGUCAGAGCCGUAAAGAUAAUAUGGGAAACAAACCAAAGGGAGCACAAGUAAACAUUUUAACAUAUAACUGCCCCCCACGGCUGCAAUCAAGUGAAAUUUCCAGUGGUAAGAACAGCACCCAGAACUGUUCUCCUCCUUCAUGUUCAGACUCUGUCCUUUCCCCUUCUGUUCGACACAAAAGCUAUCCUUCGAAGAAGAUCAUGCAGGCUGCACAGGGUUUCCAGUUGUCCCGGCACGCAAGCUUCUGCUCUGAGGACAACACUCCUAAGAAUGUGGCAGUUGACAGAAAUAGCAGUCUUGCUAUGCCAGUUAUGAGUCCUGUCUUGAGUAGAGUUCAAGGAUCAAGCUUGGAACAUGGGCCCAUCCAAGAAGUCAAACAGGAAACAAAAGACAAUUCCUAUAAUAAGAUGCAACAUAUUAUGGAAGAGAUAUUAGUCACUGAGAGAGAGUAUGUCCGCUCCCUUGGUUAUAUUGUUACCCACUACUUCCCUGAGAUGGAGCGCAUGGACCUUCCCCAGGAUCUGCGGGGACAGCGAACUGCUAUCUUUGGAAACCUGGAGAAACUGUACGAUUUCCACUGCCAUUUCUUCCUGAAAGAGUUGGAGAACUGUGCAAAAGAGCCCAGUAGAGUAGGAUGCUGCUUCCUCAGACAUGAGGAACUGUUCGGACUUUAUGCAUUGUACAGCAAGAACAAACCACGAUCAGACUUCCUACUCAGUAGCCAUGGGAACAGCUUCUUCAGAGCCAAACAGCUAGAACUGGGUGACAAGAUGGACCUGGCAUCCUAUCUACUGAAACCUAUUCAGAGAAUCAGCAAAUACAAUUUACUCCUGAGGGAUAUGUCCAAAGAGUGCAGUGCAGCCCAGGAGAAAGAGUGCAAGGAACUCAAGGAAGCCCACAAGGUUGUCUGCUUCCAGCUUCGCCAUGGGAAUGAUUUACUUGCAAUGGACGAUAUACAGGAGUGCGAUGUGAACCUGAAGGAGCAGGGCCAGUUGUUACGUCAAGAUGAAUUUGUCGUGUGGUGUGGACGAAGAAAGUGGUACAGACACGUCUUCCUCUUUGAAGAUCUCUUACUCUUCAGCAAGACCAGAAAGAUAGAAGGAAGCAAUGACAUUUACAUUUAUAAACAGUCCUUUAAGACUUCUGAAAUUGGAAUGACACACAAUUCAGGUGAAAGUGGGCUGUGUUUUGAAAUCUGGUUCAGAAGACAGAAGCCCCGGGAUACUUAUAUUUUUCAUGCUCCGACUCCAGAGAUAAAGCAAGCGUGGAUAGAUGACUUGGACAAGAUAUUGUGGAACCAAGCUGUGAGAAACAGGGAGCUCCAGAUGGAGGAGAGGGUGUUUAUGGGCAUUGGCAGUAAGCCAUUUAUGGACAUCAAACCUAGCGAAGCAGCCAUCAAUGACCGAUUGGUUGAGUGCGUCACAAAAGGGAAAGAGGAGACCAAGAGACCAAAUUCCAUAGGCUCCAAUGGCAGUGCGUCAUCUUCAGGGAGCCAGUCUUCCUCGUCAUCGUCUGGAAUUGGUUCCCUUAGUAUGCACAUUUCCUCCUCACCACCAACUUCAAGAAGCAAUGGUGGCAUCAACAACUGUUUUUAUAAUACACAAACAUGCAUUGAGGAAGAUGACCUGGAGAACGAUCCUAGUGGAAGGCCUUUUCUCACUGAGAGAUUGGAAACAUCUUCCCAGUGUAAUUCCACGGAGAGUGUUAGCGGUUUCAGCAGCUCUGAACACAGCAGUGUCUCACUGACGGGAGGAGAGAUCGAGGAAGCGUUGUCUCUCUGUUCAGCAUCAUACAAGCCCAGUUCAGACCCACGCUCACUCUAUGCACCACAGCCACUGCCAAAGGGAGAAGUGUCAUUUGGAAAUUUGAUCAAAAAUGAUAAAUCAUCAGAACUGCCUGUGAACCAUUCGACAGCUGUCUGACCAUCUGAAGAAGCAGUAUGGGCUGAGAAUCAACGAACCUUUGGUGAACGAGGCUCAUUGUUGGUAUUCCAAUGGCUUCUGAGCUCUGGAAUGUGAUUCCAGUUCACAUUGCAACAAGCUGCAGAUUUGCAAGAGGUUGCCAUGCCAUCUGGGCUUAGUCCUGACAGAUUGUUGUUUUCACUUAACUGGAAAGCAGAUGCUGCUCUGUAGCUGAUUUCUCCUUCGAAAAAGCCUCAUUAUUCUCAGGUGAUUGUGAUAGAUGCCUCAGCUGUGGUAUUUCACAAGGUCAUCGCAACGAAGAGGGAACACUUCUCCCUGUGCUCAAAUGCUGGGAGCUACCUGCACGGUCUCCACAAUACGUGAAUCUGUAACAUCAGCAUUUGGUCAUGUUUUCUAUCCCUAGUGUGGCUCCAUGAGUUUCAGAAUCAUAAGCUCCGGCAAAAGACAGAAUUAUCCAUGAGUGUUGGGGAGUUGGGUGGAGGGGGCUCAUUCAUCCAGGGAAAUUGGGCUUUGGAGAAAAGAGCACUAAGAACAGGUCUAAAGGGGGAGAGCAAUGUAACAUAUUCAUUUACUAUUAAAUCAUAUAUAAGUAUAUUUUAAUAUGCAUCAAAAUGAUCAAUGGAUAUUAAUUUGUAUGUCAUACUAUUGCUUUCUUAAGCAUAUCUAUUAGCUUUAAUCACGACAUUGUUGUGAUGUUAGUUAGGAUGUCAGUACUUAAUGUUUCCCAUUUUUACAUCAUUAUAAUAUUAAAAGGAACCAUGGAUUUUAUUGAUGUUAAUGAUCUUUUGACUCCAGUUCGUAAUGUUUUACGCUCUUCUAACAUGGUCUGAUCUUUAAAUAUGUUUUCCGAAUGUAAUUCAUGCCUCAGAUCAACCAUAAGUGUCUGAUUAGAAUGAUGUAGAAUUCACACCCUGAGUUAUACUGCAGUCUUCGGAGACUUCGUAUCAGAAAGCACGUACUUGGCAUAGAUGUGAUUGCGUGAAUGUCCCGUACACUCCAGUUGGAACUAAAACCAUGACACAAUCUUUAAUAUGACUAAAGCUUGAAAUUAGUUUCCAAACUGUUUAAAAAAAUCCUGAGAAGCAAUCAGUUGACUGCUUAUAGAUCUUAAACUGGUUAUGGUUAUUGUUUGGAGGAUCACACCAAAAGCAACAUAUGCCACACACUAGUAAUAGUUUUCAAUACUCGUCUAAAUUUGACACAAAAUACUAUACAGCUUGGCAGGAUUCUCUGCUAACGUAACACAGGGUCCAUUGUUUGGUUCAAGUGGAUUUAGAUGGGAAAUCAAUCUAGGAGUUAUUCUUCUGAAACUUCGAGGAUUUUCACCGUAAUUUGAGUAGGAGUCAUCAAAUUAUGGUAUUGAUUACGUCCCUUUUUUUGCAUUCCAACAUUGUUGGGCGUAAGAAUGAUGGCAUUCCUGGCAAAGAUGUUGCUUCAGGUGAUGAAGGGGCAUUUGAAGUUUUGAAGAACCUCUGAAAUUACACAUAGGAUGAUUAUACAGCAGCAACGCCUAAGCUCAGAGGAUAGUUUUUAGAAAUUAGAAAAGUACUUUGAAAUCAUGAAUGCCACGACUUGAGGCCAUUAGUCAAGCAAUACUACAGCUUGGAUUUACUGCCACCAUUUUCCAUCUCUUAUUUUGUUUGGUGCACCAACUUCAGCAAAUUGCCUGGUCAUGGAAAAUCCACAGGAGGGCCAAACAAGCAACCGAGCACCAGGGUUCCACAUGUGUUUACAACCUCAUUUCAAUGAAUGCUGUGCAAUACUACUCAAUCAUUACUGUUGAUUUAUGUUAUUUCAAAUCUCCAUGAAAUGUCCCUUUGUCCUCGAGUUAUUUGAAUCACAAUAUCAUCGCCUGAAAAAUAUUCAGAUAAUUGUUAAUAUCCUGUGGCAUAAUUUCCCCUAAUUUUACCAAAAGGAUGAGUGAAAAGUAUAUCAUUUUGUACUCAAGUCAACUUUGUGCUAAAAGUAACAAGUAGAAUCAAAGACAACCCUUCGUUGCUCUCCUGCAUCUUUUUCAUGUAAACUAGAAUUAGCAUGUUAAUAACUGCCGAAUUUUCUGGAGUUACUGAGUAAUUUCCAUUCUAUGCAGACUGUAACAUUGUUGCUACGCAACUGAAAAUGUAUUAAAGGUUGAA